AUAAACCACAGCGAAGAAGAAGAACCGGCAAAAUCUACGUAUCAACACAUCCGCCAGGUGGACAGCUGACUGCAAGUCUGUUAUUAAGUCAUUUGAGACAUUUACAGCUAAAUAUGAUUAAAGCUAUUUUAAUAUUUAACAACCAUGGGAAACCACGACUCAUCAGAUUUUAUGAAUAUUUUGCUGAAGAUGUGCAGCAGCAGAUCAUUCGAGAGACUUUCCAUCUGGUGUCGAAGAGGGACGACAACGUCUGCAACUUCUUGGAGGGGGGAAGUUUGAUCGGUGGCUCGGACUACAAGUUGAUCUACCGGCACUACGCAACACUGUACUUUGUGUUCUGUGUGGACUCCUCUGAGAGUGAGCUCGGUAUUCUGGAUCUAAUACAGGUGUUCGUGGAAACUCUGGACAAAUGCUUUGAGAACGUCUGUGAACUGGACCUCAUUUUCCACAUGGAUAAGGUCCACUUCAUCCUUCAGGAGGUGGUGAUGGGGGGGAUGGUGCUGGAGACCAACAUGAAUGAGAUCGUGGGCCAGGUAGAGCUGCAGAACCGCAUGGAGAAAUCAGAGGGGGGCUUCUCUGCAGCGCCGGCGCGGGCUGUCUCCGCCGUCAAGAACAUCAACCUCCCAGAAAUGCCUCGCAACAUCAACAUCGGAGACAUCAAUAUCAAAGUGCCCAGCCUCUCUCCCUUCUGACCAGGGAGCGGAGCAGGUGCUAGGCCCAAACGGCACCCUAUUCCCCAUAUAGUACACUACUUUAGACUAGAGCCCUAUGGCACCCUAUAUAGUGCACUACUUUAGACCAGAGCCCUAUGGCACCCUAUAUAGUGCACUACUUUAGACCAGAGCCCUAUGUCACCCUAUUCCCUAUAUAGUGCACUACUUUUAACCAGAGCCCUAUGGGGGCUUCUGCCCUUCUGGUCUAAAGUAGUGCACUACACUAUAUAUCAGUGCACUAUAAGAUGUGAGACACACUAUAUGACCUAUAUAGUAUGUCUUCCUAUGGGCCCUGGUCAAAAAUAGUGCACUAUAUAGGGAAUAGGGUGUAUAGGUAGUGCACUAUAUAUGGAAUAGGGUCUAUAGGUAGUGCACUAUAUAGGGAAUAGGGUGUAUAGGUAGU
Messenger RNA from Oncorhynchus mykiss (rainbow trout), 1116 nucleotides. The record is from RefSeq and is a predicted model, not a curated record. Lineage: Eukaryota; Metazoa; Chordata; Actinopteri; Salmoniformes; Salmonidae.